Molecule: messenger RNA, 708 nt
Organism: Solanum stenotomum
Lineage: Eukaryota; Viridiplantae; Streptophyta; Magnoliopsida; Solanales; Solanaceae
Product: heat stress transcription factor A-7a-like
Exons: 2
Coding region: 193-519 (108 amino acids)
Biological process (GO): regulation of transcription by RNA polymerase II
Cellular component (GO): nucleus
Molecular function (GO): RNA polymerase II cis-regulatory region sequence-specific DNA binding; DNA-binding transcription factor activity
Source: RefSeq, a predicted model, not a curated record
CUUCUUUUCUAUUAAUAGCCUUUUAGCACUUACUUCCAAAGCUUCUUUAUCCAUGGUGUUCAGAGCAAUUUAUUCACUAAAAUAACUCAACCUCUUAACUGCAUAAACUACCUUAUCCAAAGAGAAACUUUCCAUUUCCAAAAUCCAAACUUUUUUCUUCCUAAAAAUACAUAUAUUUUCCCCUGUUUCUUGAUGAUGAAUCAAUUGUAUUCUGUUAAAGAGGAGUUCCCGGGGUCAAGUUCUGGUGGGGGUGAGCCCCCACCGCUGACACCACAACCAAUGGAAGGGCUUCAUGACAUUGGUCCACCACCAUUCCUUACAAAGACAUAUGAAAUGGUGGAUGAUUCAACUAUAGAUCAUGUUGUUUCUUGGAACAGAGGAGGUCAAAGCUUCGUAGUCUGGGAUCCUCAUGCCUUUUCAACUACACUACUUCCCAGAUUCUUCAAACACAAUAAUUUCUCAAGCUUUGUCAGACAGCUAAAUACUUAUUAUUGGACAAUAUGUGGACUCCCAAACUGAGAUUUGAGAAGAAAGAGCACAAGCUAAUCUAAGUACUAUUACUUAUAUGUGUAACAUUGUAAACAUAUUUCCUUCCUAGCUACGUACUCUUGUUUUUGCUCAAGUAUUGUAUCUUUUGACUUAAUUUUGUGUGAAGAAGAGUGUAUGAUCAGUUCUAUAUAUAUGAAAUAAAACAAAUAUUAUUAGUAA